Molecule: messenger RNA, 5520 nt
Organism: Coregonus clupeaformis (lake whitefish)
Lineage: Eukaryota; Metazoa; Chordata; Actinopteri; Salmoniformes; Salmonidae
Product: liprin-alpha-3
Exons: 30
Coding region: 615-4283 (1222 amino acids)
Biological process (GO): synapse organization
Cellular component (GO): presynaptic active zone
Molecular function (GO): protein binding
Source: RefSeq, a predicted model, not a curated record
CUUUGGAGCAGAUUUCCUAAAUUAAAAUCACUUUUAGCUGAUUUGCUGGUGUUUUUACAGUCUUUCAUGUCAAAUUUUUAAAAUAAACUAUUUUCUUUGCUCAGAAACCUUGGAGGGCCAGCUUGGAGGGCCAAAUAAUAUGACUCGCGGGUCAAAUUUGUCCCGGCCCCACGGGCCGCCAGUUGGGGAACCCUGACAUAGAUCCUUCCUGGUAAACAAAACCCAGGUUGUUGCACAGUAAGAAAAAAGCAGCGAGAGAGAAAAGUGCACUAGGCCUAUUUGUUAGUGUUGUUUUGGAGAGAAGAAGUAAGGCAAUAGAUGGAAUCAGAAGGAGUGAAAAGGAAGCGUCAAACAUGACCGAUUGAAAACUAUUUUUGACAAAGAAUUAAAGGAACGAUUUCUCUAUUUAUAUACUGUCAUUUCAGUCAGAGGUGGACAGACUCAAACAGAAGAUCUUGUUCAAGUAACAGAGACAUUCUGUCAACGAAUCACACGUACACACACUUUGACACACGGAACACCUGCACAUAGGGCUGCACACAGGGCUUUUGGGUAAACGCAAACUCCCAACAUAGACGUUUUCUCCCAGAACACGCCACACACUCUCCAGUCUCAUGAUGAUGUGCGAGGUUAUGCCCACCAUUUCGGAGGAUGGGCGCGGUGGAGGCCUCUCCUCUCCUGGGGUCGGGGCUGGGGGCCCUGGUGGAGCCAUGGGGGGAGGGGGCUACGGUGGCCGAGGAGAAUCAAGGGGUGGGGGUGACGAGGGGGGCAGCACAGGGAACCUGGAGUCCCUGAUGGUCAACAUGCUGACCGAGAGGGAGAGGCUGCUGGACAGCCUAAGGGAGACCCAGGACAGCCUUGGGACAGCCCAGCUACGCCUCAGAGAGCUAGGCCACGAAAAGGACUCCCUCUCGAGACAGCUGUCCAUCGCCCUGCCACAGGAGUUUGCUGUGCUGACUAAGGAGCUGAAUGUUUGCCGGGAUCAGCUACUGGAGAGGGAAGAGGAGAUUUCUGAGCUCAAGGCGGAGAGAAACAACACACGUUUGUUACUAGAGCACCUGGAGUGUCUUGUGUCCCGUCAUGAGCGCAGUCUGAGGAUGACAGUGGUGAAGAGGCAGGCCCAGUCCCCGGCAGGUGUCUCUAGUGAAGUGGAGGUUCUCAAGGCCCUCAAGUCCCUGUUUGAACACCACAAGGCUUUGGAUGAGAAGGUUCGAGAGCGACUCCGUGUGGCCCUUGAGAGAGUGACCCUUUUGGAAGAUCAACUACAAGCAUCCGCACAAGAGGUAAUCUCUUUAAGAGACCAAAUUAAAAGACGGCAACAAGGAUCGGACGGCGGGAAAGAUCGCCUACCCAAUGGACCUUCUUCUGGAUUGGACGAUGGUGAGAUCGACAGACAGAGAGAAACGGAGAUAGAACGCCAAAGAGCUGAGCUCUCCCAGCUGAAAGAGAGACUGGCCCUUAUGUGUCGACAGGUUGGGGAAAUAGAGGAACAGCUUGCAGCCGCCAGGAGGGAGGUGACGAAGUCGGAGGAGGCCAAUCAGAAGCUCCAGAGGGACGUGAAGGAGGCUCUGUGCCAAAGGGAGGAUAUGGAGGAGAGGAUCACUACAUUAGAACGCAGGUACCUCAGUGCUCAGAGGGAAGCAACCUCUCUACAUGACAUCAAAGACAAGCUGGAGAAUGAGCUGGCCAGCAAGGAGUCACUGCACAGACAGAGUGAGGAGAAGAACAGGCAGCUCCAGGAGCGUCUGGGUGACGCCAAGCAGAAGCUCCAGCAGACCCUGCAGAGGGCCGAGACACUGCCCGAGAUUGAGGCCCAGCUCGCCCAGAGAGUGGCUGCCCUCAACAAGGCAGAGGAACGCCAUGGAAACUUUGAGGAGCGACUACGACAGAUGGAGGCACAACUUGAAGAGAGGAAUCAGGAGUUGCAAAGGGCAAGGCAGAGAGAGAAAAUGAAUGACGAACACAACAAACGCCUCUCGGAUACGGUGGACAAGCUACUGUCUGAGUCCAAUGAGCGACUGCAGCUUCACCUCAAAGAGAGAAUGGCUGCCCUUGAGGAGAAGAAUGCACUGUCAGAGGAGUUAGCAAACAUGAAGAAAAUCCAAGAUGACCUUCUAGCAAACAAGGACCAGCUCAUAGCCGAGCUGGAGAGGAUUCAGCUGGAGGUGGAUCAACUGAGGGGGAGGCCUGGCUCUUCCUAUUCCAGGUUAGCCACAAUGGAGCUUCAAGGAUCUCUUUCAGGGAGUGCCUCGGAGCUCCGGUACCCCCAGGGUGGUGGCUCCCUCCCAGCCGGCUAUGGCAGCUCCUCCAGUGGCGUGGUGGUCCGGAGGGCACACCGCGGCCGAUGGGCUCCCCCCAGGGAUGAAAGCAACAAGUAUGGAGAGUGGAACAGUGGCACCAUGCUGGGUCCCAGGUUUGAGGGGGGAGCUGAGGGGGGCUGCUCGGACGACGAGGAGGACAGGGAGACCCUGUUUGGGUCGGAGCUGCUCUCGCCCAGCGGACAGACGGACGUGCAGACCCUCGCCAUCAUGCUGCAGGAGCAACUGGAGGCCAUCAACAAGGAGAUAAAGCUAAUCCAGGAGGAGAAGGAGAGCACUGAGCUGAGGGCGGAGGAGAUCGCGAGCCGGGUGAGCAGCGUGGCCAUGGACUCCAACCCUCUCCCCCCCUCCUCGCUGGGCGGGGGCAGGGACAGUGUGGGGAGGGGCUACAUGACCCCCUCCCUCACUUCCUCCACCCUGGCCUCCCCGUCUCCCCCCAGCUCUGGACAUUCCACCCCCCGACACUCACAUUCCCCUGCCCGAGAGUCAGAUAGACAGAACAGCAAAGAGAGCGACGACUGCCGGGCGCUAGCCCUGAUUGACUCUACCCCUCCUCCAGUUCCUCGCGCUCUGCGAUUGGACAGAAUGACUCACACACACCCAGGGGCGGGGCUGGAUGAUCACCGCGAAUUCCGCAGUAGUCAGGACUCUCUCCAAAAAGCCAGCAAGAAGAAGAGCAUCAAGUCCUCCAUUGGACGCCUGUUUGGAAAGAAGGAGAAAGGGAGGAUCGGAGGACCUGGAAGUCAGUCUGCCUCUCUGGCCUCCACACCCUCUGAUGACCUGGGAUCAGCCGACCCCCUGGGCCUGGCCAAGAUGGGAACUGGCACCGUGGAGAAAGAUCGCCGCAGCAAGAAGAAGCAUGACCUGCUAGAAGAAGCCUGUCGUCAGGGUCUUCCCUUUGCCUCAUGGGAUGGCCCCACCGUGGUCACAUGGCUUGAGUUGUGGGUGGGCAUGCCCGCCUGGUAUGUGGCGGCGUGUCGUGCCAAUGUGAAGAGCGGUGCCAUCAUGGCCAACCUGUCGGACACAGAGAUCCAGCGGGAGAUUGGCAUCAGUAACCCCCUGCACCGCCUUAAACUGCGCCUGGCCAUCCAGGAGAUGGUGUCCCUCACCAGCCCCUCGGCACCGGCCAGCACACGCUCUUCGACCAGUAAUAUCUGGAUGACUCAUGCAGAAAUGGAGUCACUGACCUCUGCCAUAAAACCAGAAGUGAAGGAGUUCAGCUGGGACCAGAUCCUGGCCUACGGGGACAUGAAUCAUGAGUGGGUAGGGAACGAGUGGCUGCCCAGCCUGGGUCUGCCCCAGUACCGUUCCUACUUCAUGGAGUCCCUGGUGGACGCUCGCAUGCUGGACCACCUCACCAAGAAGGAGCUUAGAGGACAGCUCAAAAUGGUGGACAGCUUCCACAGGGUCAGUCUGCAUUAUGGCAUCAUGUGCUUGAAGCGUUUGAACUAUGACAGGAAGGAGCUAGAAAGGAGGAGGGAUGAGAGCCAACAUCUGAACCAAGAUGUGAUGGUAUGGUCCAAUGAGCGAGUGAUGUGUUGGGUCCAGGCCAUUGGGCUAAAGGAGUUUGCAGAUAAUCUCACAGAGAGUGGGGUCCAUGGGGCCCUCCUAGCCCUGGACGACACGUUCGAUUACACCGACCUAGCCCUGCUCAUCCAGAUACCCAAUCAGAACACACAGGCGAGGCAGAUGCUGGAGAAGGAGUACAAUGCUCUCAUCUCCAUUGGAACGGAGAGAAGGCCAGAUGAGGAUGGCACUAAGACGUUCACACGCUCACCCUCCUGGAGGAAGAUGUUCAGAGAGAAGGACCUCCGGGGCGUGACCUCUGAUUCCUCGGAAACGUUACCUGCCAACUUCCGUGCCUCCGCCAUCUCCACGCCCUCCGUCACCCUGAGGAAAGUCCAAAGUGAAGUGAACUCCGGGCCCAGGGGUGAGUCGGGGUCAGUGAGAACAUAUUCCUGCUAGAGAUAAGGACACCAGAGUCCGGAAAAAAUCAACCCUGUUUUUUAAGAAAAAUAAGAUGAAGAUCAUCAACAAAAUGGAGAAUAGAACACAAACAACAACAAUUCAAUUGGAAUCCUUGAAGAAACAAGGACAAUGUGAGAGAAUGAAAAGACGCUAAAAUAGAGUGAUUGUCCGUCUGUCUCUCUCUCUCUCCUCUCCGUCUUAGUCCACAGUUGUGGCAUGAAGCUGUUUGAUGCUGUAGAAAGUGACUCCAUCGCCCAUUGUGAAGUUCAUCUUCAGUUGUGAGUGUGAAAUGACAAUGACACAAUGACCCUUCUUUUUUUCAUUGGGACAUAAAACUGCAUUCCCAUUCUGAUCAACAGAAUGAUGACCCAGAUAGACAUUUUUUUAUUUGGACUAUCGAGAGAACAUGCAUACCCUAUUUGUUAAAAUCUCAUUAACUGGUAUUGGGAUCAUGUUUCUCAAACUUUUUGUAACAUGGACAGGCAAGUGAAGGUUUUGCCUUUACUAAGGACCCACAAGCUAUGGUCCUUCUCUCUUGGGGGACCACUUACAUUAAAACUAGCACUUGAGAACUGACUAAAUCAGGUACAGCUAACCAUCUGAGGGACCAGUCAGCAUCAUCCAAGGAACUGGUCGGUCCACGGAGCAGAGGUUGAGAAACACUGUAUUAGGAUAGAGGGAGAGGGAGGUUGCGAAAUAAGUUAUAAGGGUCAUAAUCAUGUUCUUAAGCCAUAACAGACACCAUGAGAUGCACAAUGAGAAGGACAAUGGACAAUGAGUGAAGUGCAUUAUGACAAAAUCCUGUUCGAACAACAACAACAACAAAAAGUUUGUGUUAAUAUGCAUGCCAAAACAAAACCAUUUUAGAGUGAGAGCAAUGAUAUCAAUCCUCUAAUGACGUGAAAGCUUGGGUAAGGGUAAUUUGUAAAAUGUAUGUAUUUUAUUCUAUCAAUUUGUAUGGUGUGUGUGUGUGUGUGUGUGUGUGAAUGUGUGUGUGUCUGAACUGUAUGUUCAUUUCAUACUUAGUUAAGAAUGACUGUAAUUUUUGUUAGAAAAGUAAAUGCGUUUAAAAUUAUGGACAUUUAAGAUAUUCUACUUGUAUGUGUACAUUUUGAAAACAACUGUUAUGAUUUGAAUUAAUAUUAAUAAUGAAGAGUAGUGCUGAUAAUUUAAAAUGAUAUAACAAUAAUGAUAAUGAUUGUAAAAGCUGCAAUUAAAAAAGACCUGUAAAAUG